Molecule: messenger RNA, 634 nt
Organism: Calliphora vicina (urban bluebottle blowfly)
Lineage: Eukaryota; Metazoa; Arthropoda; Insecta; Diptera; Calliphoridae
Product: cytochrome b5
Exons: 4
Coding region: 73-408 (111 amino acids)
Cellular component (GO): membrane; intracellular membrane-bounded organelle
Molecular function (GO): heme binding
Source: RefSeq, a predicted model, not a curated record
UUCAUCAGUCAUUAUUCGGCACAAUCAUAUUUACACAUUCACUACGCAAUAUUUAACAGAUAGAGAAAAAAAAUGGUCGAAAUUACUUUGGAAACUGUGAAAGAGCACAAUAAACCCACUGAUUUAUGGAUAAUAAUAGAAAAUAAAGUUUAUGAUUUAACAAAGUUCCGCAGUGAGCAUCCUGGAGGUGAGGAAACUUUGGAUGAGGUAGCUGGUCGUGAUGGCACCAAAGAUUUUAUUGAUGUGGGCCACAGCCAAGAAGCUAGAGAAAUCAUGAAAAAAUACUAUAUUGGUGAUUUAGCGGCCAAAGAUUGUAAAAACAAACUACCACUCAGUCCUAAUUCCGUUAAUGCUACUGCUAAUCACGAAAAGCUUAAUGUCCAAAAACAAUGUUGUCUAAUUAGUUAAAUUGUUAUGUUUUGUAUUGUAUAUUAGCUUUUAGUGUCUUGGUUUAUGGUUUUCUGCUCAAAUUAUAGUUCCUUAAAACAUUCCAAUAUUUAAUAAACAAAAUUUAUAUAAAAAAAAUAUCUGCAGGGAAAUUGGUAUUGCCGUUGGAGCUGUGGUUAUUGGAGUUGCUGCCGUACUUUUAAUUAAAAAGGCUUUAGCCAAAAAUUAGUUUAUAUUUCUAUUAAUU